ACGAUAACAAUGAUGACAAAAAAAAUCUUACUGCUGUAAAAGUAGAAAAGGAAGAUUCUUUCACCACUGGGCAAAAAUUAGCCCUUGCUUUGGGAAUCACCGGAGGAAUAAUUUUGCUUGCCGUAGUAAUUAGUCAAUUAAUCAAGCCUAAAAAAAUAAAAAAUAGUUUAGGUUAUUUAUUGAUAACCCCGCCGGAAAAUUAUCUGUUAGUAGAUGGUCGUUAUAUUACCGCUGCCCAAAAUACCGCCAAAAAUUGUCAAGUUCAACUUUACCAAAGUUUAAACGACCUUAAACAAUUAUGCGAAAAAUUACAAAUUAAACGCCUUGGUUUGGAAAAAGAGUAUAUUACAGUGGAACAAUGA
Molecule: messenger RNA, 362 nt
Organism: Funneliformis geosporum
Lineage: Eukaryota; Fungi; Glomeromycota; Glomeromycetes; Glomerales; Glomeraceae
Source: the annotation of a GenBank genome assembly